CCUCCUCUCUCUCUCUUCUCCUUUGAUGCCAAAUCCCAUCCCUCGACCGGGCGAGGAGCGCCGUGAGUGGCUGAGAGGACUGAGCGUCCAUUGCAACAGCUGCGACUUGCCUCUAUCCAACACAGGAGUUGGCGGAAUUGAGCUCAGUGCAGAACGACGAAACAGCGGCUUUGUCACGCAUUGCCCCAGCCCCGGACCAGCAGCCCAAACGCAGAUCGACAUAUCGCUACAUUCAUGACCGGACAGGGAUUAAGUGGCGAAGGAGACAAUUUCACAGAAGAGAUUGAACGGAUUUUACGCAGGACUGCCGGGUUUUAGGAGUGCCCCUGGUGACCAUGGAUAAAGCUUUGCAUAUCCUACAGAAACCGACAGACUCAACCGACAAGGCCCUUGGCGGUGGAACGGGAAUAGCUCUGGAUAUGAGUAUAGGGGACCGGGAAUUCACGGAACAAUCUAUUAGACUUAGCAAUAAAAUCCCGUUAGUGAAGCCCUAUUUAAAAAAUAAACACAAACAGAGGAAACUGGACUCAAAAUGCCUCCGUGCACUCCAGGACCCGAUCCUGACCACAUUACUGAGUACGGAAGCUCUUGUUACGGGAGACGGAGUGUUUGUCCCCAGGAACCCUCCGCCAAGGACAGCUGGGAACCUGUGCACUGCUGUGGUGGUCAAACAGGCACGGAUUGGUGGGCCUGUGUGCCGGAAAGAAUCGUCAGCUACCGGUGUAACGGCUAUGAUUACCGGUGACACGGAAAUGGCGGACGCCGCCGCUGAGUUGGAGGAGACAGAGGGGGGGGUAACCAAGGUGCCGGUCGAUCUCCAGCGUGUGACAGUAGACUCUAACGAGCGCAGAUUCCAGCUCAAACUUCACCCGCGGGCGCGAGAUGUGGCGGUGGCACCCCCCACACCUGAUACCCCUCUAGUAUCCCCUCCAAGCGAGGGGGGAAACACGAUGAUUGACCUAUUUGCUUCUAAAGCCUUGCGGGGGGCAACUUGCCUCACCAUUAAAGACAAUAAGAACACCCCCGGUCUUCAGACCGACAAAGGCGAGAUAUUUCAGGAUAAAAGCGAAGAGGCCUCCCUGGAUCUAGUGUUUGAUCUGCUAACCCAGCUCCAGUAUCACACGCACCAAGCCGACUCCGUUUCCAUCUGCGUGGAUUUCCUGCAGGGGUUGUGUGUGUACGGGAGUGACUGCGCUUACCACCAUACUGUGCUACCCUAUCACUGGCAGAUCUGCAGGAGUGAUACUGAAAGCUGGCAAAGCCUUGCGGAUGAUUCACAGGAUCAGUUGGAGAGGCUUUAUUGCAACCCGGACAAUGAACAAGUCAGGCUCAAGUUUCAGGGUCGUGUGUUUUCUUUAGACUUCACUACGAUGCGUGUAUGUGACCUGGAGUUCGACCGUGUCAGACGGUUGACCACUCCCUCCAGCCCUGCCGCCCCGCCCCCAAACACAAACCCCACCCCUAACUGCCACACAGUGUGGAAAUACUACUGCAGAGACAACUUCGGCUGGAGAGAAUACUCUGAGCCGGUAGUGCGUCUGAUAGAGGAGGCUAGUGGUCGUGGUCUGAAGGAGGUCCGUUUCAUCACCCUACAGAACCAGUACAUCCUCAACAUCAGAGAGGGCUUCCAGCAGAACGCCGUGUUCGGCUUCCGACGCCAGAUCAAGAAACGCCCCCUCUUCCUGUCCUCCAUGGUCCUCACGCCACAUCUACAGACUCUUGGUGGCCUCUCCUCCUUUUCCCCCUCCUCCUCCACUGUGGAUCUGUCCGUUUCUCUCCCUCUCUCUCCGUCCUCCACCAACACUCCCAGCGUAUUCCCAGAGACCUGGUUACCCAUGACAACCAGCCAGGACUUCCUGCAGGUUCCGGUAUCCUGUGACGACCGGAGCUAUCGGACCGUCUACACCCUCUUCCACAAGACUGUGUCCGAAACCAAGUUCCGCAUUCUAAAGAUCCUCCGCGUUCAGAACCCCUUCCUCUGGGAGAAAUACAAGAGGAAGAAGGAGUACAUGUCUCGUCGUCUCUCGGAGAUGGACAGGAUGCUGAGCGAGCGUCACCUGUUCCACGGCACCUCCACUGAGGUGGUGGAGGGCAUCUGUAAACACAACUUUGACCCGCGUGUCAGUGGCAAACACGCCACCAUGUUCGGACAAGGCUCCUACUUCGCCCGCAAGGCCGUCUACUCUCAUAACUUCUCCAAGCGCUCUCCUAAAGGGAUCCACUCCAUGUUCCUGGCCAAAGUCCUCACUGGCAGGUUUACAGUGGGGAACCCCUCCAUGCGUCGGCCGCCCCCACUCAGCCCCCGGGACCCCUCCAGUGACCUGUACGACUCGUGUGUAGACAACUGGGUGGACCCCCAGAUCUAUGUUAUAUUCAACGACGACCAGAGCUACCCCUACUUUAUCAUCCAGUACGAAGAGGUUCCCAGUACUGUGGCUAUCUGACACGAGACCAGACUGAACCAAACCCAGUACUGUGACUAUAUGAGAACAGACCAGACUGAACCAAACCCAGUACUGUGACUAUAUGAGAACAGACCAGACUGAACCAAACCCAGUACUGUGACUAUAUGAGAACAGACCAGACUGAACCAAACCCAGUACUGUGACUAUAUGAGAACAGACCAGACUGAACCAAACCCAGUACUGUGACUAUUUGAGAACAGACCAGACCGAACCAAACCCAGUACUGUGACUAUAUGAGAACAGACCAGACUGAACCAAACCCAGUACUGUGACUAUAUGAGAACAGACCAGACCGAACCAAACCCAGUACUGUGACUAUAUGAGAACAGACCAGACCGAACCAAACCCAGUACUGUGACUAUAUGAGAACAGACCAGACUGAACCAAACCCAGUACUGUGACUAUAUGAGAACAGACCAGACCGAACCAAACCCAGUACUGUGACUAUAUGAGAACAGACCAGACCGAACCAAACCCAGUACUGUGACUAUAUGAGAACAGAACAGACUGAACCAAACCCCCUACUGUGACUAUAUGAGAACAGACCAGACUGAACCAAACCCAGUACUGUGACUAUAUGAGAACAGACCAGACUGAACCAAAUCAGAGACACUUCGUACUUCACCAUCAGUAUGAGAAGUUAACCAGUACUGUCAGUAUCUGAGACCUGAGCCCAGGAACCAAACAACCAAGACUCUGGAUAUAUUUACCGUGGUUUCUCCCAACACCAGUCAUCCACAGCAGCUUCCGUCUGUAUUCGGUUGGUUUGAAGCCCUGGCUUAUGGGGCAGCCAUUCUGGGACUUCUUAAACUGGACUGUAGAUGGAGUUUCAUUUGGACCCAGAAUAGAUAUUUGCUUUAGUUUCUGACAUUUUGGAUUCACAUCAGAAUUGAGCAGUGGAUUCACAUCGGAAUUGAGCAGUGGAUUCACAUCGGAAUUGAGCAGUGGAUUCACUUCAGAAUUGAGCAGUGGAUUCACAUUAAAAUUGAGCAGUGGAUUCACAUUAAAAUUGAGCAGUGGAUUCACAUCAGAAUUGAGCAGUGGAUUCACAUCGGAAUUGAGCAGUGGACAGUGUCACUGAGACUGUGUUGGAGUGACAACAUAAGUUUUCUGUUUAAAACCAAACCCCCUAACACCCCCAUCUCUCUCUUUAAGACUCUCUCUCUCCCCCCUUUCUCUCCCCCCUUUCUCUCUCUCUCUCCCCCCUUUCUCUCUCUCUCUCUCUCCCCCCUUUCUCUCUCUCUCUCCCCCCCUUUCUCUCUCUCUCUCUCUCUCUCUCUCUCUCUCUCUCUCUCUCUCUCUCUCUCUCUCUAUCUCUCUCUCUCUCUGCCCCCUUUCUCUCUCUCUCUCUCUGAGGGCAGACAUGUUUGCUGAGACAAACUGUACAUAUGUUCUCCCUGUUUAUAUUUGAACUUGCGUGCCUUUUGUUCAUAAAAAUGUUUAUUUAUGUUAGUUAAUGUAACAUUGAGUAAAUAAAGAAUCUAAAAGAGAAAAUCAUAGAACUGUCCAAGGUGAUU
Salvelinus fontinalis (brook trout) is the source of this 3982-nucleotide messenger RNA. Its product is annotated as protein mono-ADP-ribosyltransferase TIPARP-like. The coding region runs from base 336 to 2444 and encodes 702 amino acids. The record is from RefSeq and is a predicted model, not a curated record. Lineage: Eukaryota; Metazoa; Chordata; Actinopteri; Salmoniformes; Salmonidae. Gene Ontology annotation, molecular function: NAD+ poly-ADP-ribosyltransferase activity; zinc ion binding. The transcript has 7 exons.